ACAAUACUGCCUCACGCCUGCAUGAGAAUCACAGAAGCUAUCAUUCCAUUUUUGUACUCAGUUCGACAAGGACGUGACAGCACAUAGCUCCACGGGAUUGCCUUAUUCUAGGGAGAAUCUGUCGUGUUUUUUUGCAGUCAGAAUUUUAUUCCAGAACCACCCUCACCAUGAAAUCCACGAUUAAUGAGAUAUUCCAUGGGUUCAAACCUGUUGAGGGCAACAACCAAGCAUUUGAUGAACAGGAUGGAGUUGACUUCAGCUCAUCUGGUCUGUCAGCCGAGUCGGGCCUUGGCUCUACCUCCCCAGUCACUGGCGAGCUCUCCCCCUGUACAUCACCGUUCCCCUUCACGCCAGAGCAGGAAUCAGACUUGGGAGCCGUCUACGCCGCAAAUCCAUUCCUUGAUUUCAGGGGUAGAGACAUCCUGGCGGAUGCACUGAACGUAACAGAGGAGGACGUACAUGCUUGGUUUAUCCAGCGACGCUACAUCGAUAGCUACCUCCAACAAAGAUCUUCUACGCCACACCAACUCUUCCAGACUUCGACCUCCGCACGACCUGUGUCAUUCGAGAUGCCCUCAUCAACGACCAUCAGCCCAACUGCCUUGACCUUUGCUGCGUGCGUCGGAUGUCAUCUACCGUGUCUACUGUCGGCCACAGUCACGGCCACAUACACCCAUGCGCCUAUGACCCGCCAAGGACCGCGGCAUUCAGCGACUGGGUCCGGAGACAGCGUCAGUGUGACAACGACAACGUGCCACAGAGCCCCGGUUGUCAUUUGUCGGUAUGCGGCAUCACUGUCCAUGCUCUCCAGAAACACGUGUCGCCACCGGCCUGUAGGCUCGGUUUGUCUCAGAAGAGUGUCUCGUCUCUCUGGCUUUGCUGUUAGCCAAUUAAGCAAAUAGCCAUAAACUUACCUUUCGUCAUCCACCAUUUUAUUAGAGGAUCCAUGAAAAGAAUUUUCUUAUUAUCACUUUUUUGUGUGUCUCUGUACUCUUCUUAAAUGUAUGAAGACUGUUUGACAUUUUUUUUUGGAAUUACGUAAACUACAAAGCGCACUUUUAAAUAUUACAAAUUGACCAAGCAUUUCUGGACGAGUGAGGACGCUUUUCUUUUGAUGUAACUCCAGGAAGACAUGGUUCAGUUUGCAUGUUUUCAUGUUCAAAUUGUGGACUCCAAAUUUGCUAUCUGAAAACACUUCCGUGAAAAGGUUGCUCGCUUAUUGCCAUAUACUUACACAACAAUAAAUUACCAAAGGAAAUGAAACCUACGAUAGCAGUGUUGACAAAAUCUAGAAGUUUUCUGUACACAAAUCAGUGCAACAUUGAGGCUUGGUGGCUUAGAUGACAUAGUUUUGCUCAUGAAU
Molecule: messenger RNA, 1363 nt
Organism: Acanthaster planci (crown-of-thorns starfish)
Lineage: Eukaryota; Metazoa; Echinodermata; Asteroidea; Valvatida; Acanthasteridae
Molecular function (GO): DNA binding
Source: RefSeq, a predicted model, not a curated record